Molecule: messenger RNA, 663 nt
Organism: Ostertagia ostertagi
Lineage: Eukaryota; Metazoa; Nematoda; Chromadorea; Rhabditida; Trichostrongylidae
Source: the annotation of a GenBank genome assembly
AUGCAAUAUCUCGCUUAUUGGCCUCAAUUUACAGAGAAAGAAUCGCCAUGCAAUCCUUUCUAUGUACGGUGGCCUCGAGUACGAUUGAACUUCAAGCCAGUCGCUAACGCUCGGUUGUCACUUCGUGCUUGUGAAAGCGCAUGCUCCCUUGGUGAAGAUCCACAAACGCCAGGCCGUCUACUGGAAUGUGCUGCUUUGAACCAUCACCCAUCGCCCGACGGCUACGCUCAUCAUUGUGAUGUUUUUCAACCACAUCAGCUUCAAAACGUUGACGGUUACGUAGAGGCUGACGAUCGUUACUCAUUUUAUUGGAAGUACUGCCUAAAUACAACGCGUAAAUGUGGAGGAGAGUACGCUUUUACGUACCACUCUGACCGCUACAUGGACGCACGAGAUGUCACUCGAGUGAUUAAAAAAGGCAGUCUGGAGGAGUGUCUCGUUGAGUGCCUUGAUGAGAAAUCUGUUCCGUGUCGUUCGAUUUCAUUCAAUCGAACAGAUGGUGGAUGCCACAUAUCAGCGGACAGUCAGCUCACUAAACCACAAGCUAUCCACCUUAACAACAACCCGAAUUUCCGAAUUGAUUACUACGAAAACAACUGCUACAACUUGUCCGACACAUUCAAAUUUGAGGAACAGUGCCGAGAAGACGGGAUUCUUGUCAAG